Messenger RNA from Oncorhynchus kisutch (coho salmon), 2585 nucleotides. Its product is annotated as pre-mRNA 3'-end-processing factor FIP1. Gene Ontology annotation, cellular component: mRNA cleavage and polyadenylation specificity factor complex. NCBI's taxonomy places the organism in Eukaryota, Metazoa, Chordata, Actinopteri, Salmoniformes, Salmonidae. The record is from RefSeq and is a predicted model, not a curated record. Bases 262 to 2118 code for a protein of 618 amino acids. The transcript is spliced from 19 exons.
UGUUGAAGGAUUACUUCCGGGCACACGGUCCACUCGCUAGCUCGUCGAAAUCAAAAUGUAUGAACUGGAUAUUUUUCCGCGCUUCAAGAUAAUGCAAUAAUUUAUGACGACUUCUGCUGUUUUAACUAUAGAUAUAUUUUUGUUGUUGUUUGGUCGUGUGCAUUUACUACUAUCCGGGUUGUUUCGUUAGCCAACUAGCUAGCUGGAAAACAAGAGUUGCGAUCUUCGUGAAAGACACUUUCUUACCGCUGGUUAAAGAAGAUGUCUGCGGAAGAGGCGGCAGACAAAACAACCCCGGCGGACGCGAGUGCGGGAGAUGGCGGAGACGAGGAAGAAGAGUGGCUCUACGGAGAUGAUGAUGAGAGAGCUGAUGAAGAAGAGGCCAAACUAUCUGCUGCUGUCAGUGCACCUAUUCCUGCUACUGAGUCAGAAGAGGCAGCUACUACAGGCAACGGAGUGGAAGCUCAGGAGAAGGAGCCAGGAGAUGAUGACGACAGCGAUAGCGAUAGCGACGAUGAUGACGAUGAUGUUCGUGUCACCAUCGGAGACAUCAAGACCGGAGCCCCACAGUACACAACGUAUGGAGUGGCUCCUGUUAACCUGAACAUAAAGACAGCGGGAGCCAGACCCUAUGGAACAGUAGGGAACAAGUUAAAGGGUGUGGAUCUGGAGGCCCCGGGAAACAUCAAUGGAGUCCCAGUAGUGGAGGUGGACAUGGAGACAUUCGAGGAGAAACCCUGGAGGAAACCAGGUGCUGACCUGUCUGACUACUUUAACUAUGGGUUCAACGAGGACACGUGGAAGGGCUACUGUGACAAACAGAAGAGGCUGAGGAUGGGCCUGGAGGUCGUCAACAUCUCCUCCACCACCAGUAAAAUCACUGUUCAGCAGGGCAGGACGGGGAAUGAGAAGGAAGUGAGUUUACCCAUCCACACGUCCAAACCUGACUUCCCCACUCCAGCCAGCCUCUACAAGACAUCCAUGAACAUGAACACUACCAGGAUCUCCCCCCCACAGUGGACUGCUCCCCCCGUCCAGGACAUGUCCUACUAUACGAAGACCAGUGGUACGAUCGACGUGAUUGGAGGAGGGACCGCUACCAUCAGCAGAGUGGAGGGACGACGAAGACACAACCUGGAGGGAAACAACAUCCAGGUGAUUUCGGAACACUCGUCGUCGGACGCUGAGCAAAACCCCAACAAGAUGCCCCCCUUCUUCCCACCCGGGCCCCUCCCCCCAAACAUCCCUCCUCCCCCAUUCCUCCCCCCUCCUCCCAACGUCAGCCAGGCUCCCCCUCUCAUCCCCCCACCAAGAAUACCUAUGAAUGUCCCUCCUCCUGGUUUCCCUCCUCCCAGCGGCCCCCCUCCCUCUCUCAUCCCCACCUUGGACAGCAGUGGGCAUCCAGGUGGAUAUGAUGUUCGUCCCGUUCCACCAUACCCCUUCCCCACAGGUGGUUUCCCUCCUCCUAUGACAGGUGGCUACCCUCCUCCUAUGCCAGGUGUGGUGUCUCCAUGGCCUCCUAUGAUGGACCAGUCUAAACAGUGGGACUACUACCCUCCAGGACCGGGACCGGGACCAGGACCAGGACCCAGACGGGAGGACAAGAGGGAGAAGGAGAGAGAGAGACCCAGGGAGAGACCACAUGAGAGGGAGAGAGAGCGAGAGCACAGCCCCUCCACUAUGGCUUACAACAGUGACGAGGAGCGGUACCGUGGUUACCGGGAGUACCAGGCGGAGCGAGGCUACAGCGGCGGUGACCGCGGAGGAGGUGACCGUGGAGGGGGGGAGCGUGGAGGCGUAGACCGUGGAGGUGACCGUGGAGGGGGGGAGCGUGGCGGUGACCGUGGGAGUGGUGGUGAGCGUGGUGGUGGAGGCGGGGAGCGUCACAGAGACAGGUCGAGCCGUGAGAAGGAGGAGAGACACAGAGAGAGAAGACACAGAGAGAAGGAGGAGGGGAGACACAAGUCAUCACGCAGUAGCAGCAGGAGGAGACAUGAUAGUGAAGAAGGAGACGGUCACAGGAGACACAAACACAAGAAGAGCAAGAGGAGUAAGGAGGGCAAGGAACCUAGUGAUGACAUGGGAGGAGACCAGGAGAACCAGGACACCAUGGAGUGAUGAAGAGAACACCCUCCUCUCCCUCUGUCCCUCUUCAUCUCUCUCUCUCUGUCUACAUGGGAGGAGACCAGGAGAACCAGGACACCAUGGAGUGAUGAAGAGAACACCCUCCUCUCCCUCUGUCCCUCUUCAUCUCUCUCUCUCUCUGUCUACAUGGGAGGAGACCAGGAGAACCAGGACACCAUGGAGUGAUGAAGAAUACACCCUCCUGUCCCUCUUCUCAUCUCUCUCCCUCUGUUUCCCUCUAUACGUCCCUCCUUCUUUCUCUCUCUCCUCUCUCCCUCAGAGCACUGUUGUAGUUGAUCAUGCUCAGAGAUCGUUGUUGUUUACCCGUUCCCUUCGUAGUCAUGACGAUCAUAAACAACCCUCAUCUUCUUCUGUCAUUUAUUUUCGUCCCUCUAUUUUCUUAACCAAACACCUCGCUGAAAGAUGUCAAUUUGUUGAAUUAAAAAACAAGCUUUUGAUAA